This is a messenger RNA of Ictalurus furcatus (blue catfish), 2905 nucleotides long. It is a transcript of the gene slc25a15a, whose product is annotated as solute carrier family 25 member 15a. Gene Ontology annotation, molecular function: L-ornithine transmembrane transporter activity. The coding region runs from base 890 to 1801 and encodes 303 amino acids. Gene Ontology annotation, biological process: mitochondrial L-ornithine transmembrane transport. The record is from RefSeq and is a predicted model, not a curated record. The transcript is spliced from 7 exons. NCBI's taxonomy places the organism in Eukaryota, Metazoa, Chordata, Actinopteri, Siluriformes, Ictaluridae.
AAUAAAUAGAUAAAUAAACUAUGUGUAGCAAGUUGCAUUUUUUAAGUAACACCGAAUGGUGCGUGUAGAUAGUAUGGGGCUAAUUCGCAUAUUCAUGAAAUCUGUUGUUUAUUAAUGAUAAUGAGGGUUAACAGUAUAGGUCUGCAGUCUGUGUGGGUAAUGUAAUUUUUUAUUUUUUAUUUUUUUUUUUUUAAAGAGGCGUACAUUCAAAUGUUGACUUUUAGUUGAAUUGAAUUGAAUUUAGUUCACGUGUUUUGUAGAAGAUUAGGUAAACCCGGAGUUGCACGCGCACGCAGUGCAUGUUGUAAUUCCCCAGAAUCCCCAUCAGAACGGAAACAGCGCGACUCAACACCACGUGACCCAGAGGAAAGAUGGAGCUGGACCUCCUGCACCUUACCUCGCCAACUUAACCUCAUCUAGACCAGAAGCAGUAACGAAAACGCAAAAUGUCAAUGAAGACAUGGAUGAGAAAACACGAACAUCUCCAUUAACUUGUCUUUCGUCUCAUCAUCAGAUCGACUUUAAUCCUUCCACAUCACCGGAUCACACUCGGUUCUGAUCCACCUGGAAAUCCACUGCUCACUUCACCUGGUCAAAACAUGUCAGCUCUGAGAUCCAACUGGGGGAAAAUCGUGUAUUCAGGGUUUACACUCAAAUGAAUGCGUGUUGACGUGUCUGAGUUUGUUUCAGCGUAACACACACACACACACACACACACACACACACACACACACACACACACACACACACACAGAGAGAGGUACUUGAUGCCCUUCGGUACUGCUCAUUUUUCUGACACGCACGCGGACUUAACAGUAGAUGAGGGAGAAAACCUUGAAAUAUCUCAGAUAAGAAGAUACGGUGGUAACGCAAGAGAGGUUAUAAAAACAUGGCACCGAGUCCUGUCAUUCAAGCCAUCAUUGAUUUAUCAGCCGGAGCCUGUGGUGGUAUAGCAUGUGUGCUGUGUGGCCAGCCAUUUGAUACCGCCAAGGUGAAGAUGCAGACAUUUCCCGGGCUGUACCGUGGCUUUGUGCACUGCUUUGUGUCCAUCUCAAAGCAGGUGGGGCUGCGUGGUCUAUAUCAUGGCACUACCCCAGCUCUGAUGGCCAACAUCGCUGAGAAUGCAGUUCUCUUCAUGAGCUACGGCUUCUGCCAAGAUGUUGUGCGUUUUGUGGUUGGCUUGGACAGAGGAGCAGAGCUCAGUGACGUUCAAAAGGCUUGCUCUGGCUCUGUGGCCUCCAUCUUCUCCUCACUGGCUUUGUGUCCCACUGAACUAGUGAAGUGUCGUCUGCAGGCUAUGCACGAAAUGGAGGCAUCAGGCAAGAUCGCUGGUGGACAGAAGAGCACUGUGUGGUCUGUGGUUAGGCAUGUGUUAAAGACAAACGGUCCUCUGGGUUUUUAUCAAGGCCUUUCCACUACUGUAGUACGUGAGAUUCCUGGCUAUUUCUGCUUCUUUGGAGGCUAUGAGCUGAGUCGAUCUGCUUUUGCCCGCACUAUGGGCAAGACCAAAGAGGACAUAGGCAUCCUGCCACUGAUGUUUAGCGGUGGGUUUGGAGGGGCCCUUCUCUGGCUAGUUGUCUAUCCAAUAGACUGUGUGAAAUCCCGCAUUCAAGUUCUGUCCCUGGCUGGGAAACAAGAAGGAUUUAUAAAGACAUUCCUUGGAAUUGUACGCAAUGAAGGAGUGCGACCUCUGUACUCAGGUUUAACUCCAACUAUGAUCCGGACAUUCCCUGCUAAUGGCGCACUCUUUCUGGCCUACGAAUUUAGCCGCAAGACGAUGAUGAAACACUUUGAUGUGUGACACAAGGGUCCAUAAUUCCUUUUAAACAUUCUGUGCUGUCUGCACAUUAGAGGUGCUUCUAUAUUUUAAAAGAUUAUUCCAAAUAACUUUAAUGCUGACUAUAAUUUUUUAAAAUGUAUUUUAUUUUAUGUUGGUAUGAAUAGUAGUCAUAUGGUUCAUACCCUCCACGUUGUCUAAUCUAUGUUUAGGACUUUUUAUCUGCCUGGUCAGGAAAAUCUAUAUAUAAGAAAAUAUUUUCCUAGAAGCACAAAUAAGGGUAUUUUACCCUUUUUGUCAUUUUAAUUUGCACCUUGAACUGUAUGCUUUUUCUGUCAUUAUAUAUUCUGCCUUCACACAGUUCUUUGCACAGUGUAGUCACAUAAUGGAAAUGUUGAGUUCAAAGUACUGUCGCCAUGUUAGACUACUAGGUGCACAGCAAGACUUAAACACAAUGAAUAAGGGUGUGUCACAUUUAAAAACAUCUUUACAAUUGCAGUGAACACAAUAAAAAGUGAUAUUUUUAUAUUAUAGACAUUUCCAGGAAACUUACAUGUCCAAAACUGUCCUGGAUACUCUACCUUGACAAAUUGGACAAGUCUUCCUGUGCCAUCUUUGUGCAAUUUUGUGCUUGGUUUUUGUGUGUUGGUUUUUGUUUUUGUUUUUUUCUUCUCCAGACUUUGGAGGUUUUACCUCUUUUUGGGAUCUGGAAGAACAAUGUUAAGGAGUCCAUUCAGGUGAAUGAACAAGAAAAACUUUUAGGUUAUAUCUCUAUAGCAUUUCCAUUCCAGUGGAGUUUGUGUCUAUGGUGAGCAGUGUUAUGGCUCCCAACAUACCCAGCAUUUGAGGGAGUAGUGGACUUCUAAUUCAACAAUAACACAAUGGUUCCUGAGAGAACCAGAGCUAUUGUGAAUAUAAACAAUAUACUAAAUAGAAGUUGUGCUGUACGUGGACUACUUUUCAUUUUACACAGUUAUAACUGUAUAGAGAAGUACCAUGUUGGCAAUUUGCAAAUCAAAUAAACAUGAUUUCACUAAUUAAAAUGUCUUUUAGUUUUUAAUUUUGUGAACAUCUAUACAAGAGAAUAUAAAUAACAUAACUCACAGGGCUACUUUUUGAACUGCAACU